GUCCUGAGGGGCUGAGGCCAAUGAAAGAUGGCUCAGGUUGCUAUGACUACUCUAGGGGCAUUGACUGCACGGAUGGUUUCAAUGGAGGCUGUGAACAGCUGUGUCUCCAGCAGCUCGUGCCCCUUGAAGAUGACCCCAGUUCCAGCAACGUGCUCAUGUUUUGCGGUUGUGUGCAGGAGUACAAACUAGCAGGGGACGGGCGCUCCUGCCUCCUGCUGUCAGACAACUGUGAGGGACCAAAAUGCCCAAGGCAGGAUGUCCACUUCAAUGACACCCUGUUUGGUGAGAUGCUGCAUGGAUACAACAACAAAACCCAGCAAGUCAACUUGGGACAGAUAUUCCAAAUGACCUUCCGGGACAACAACUUCAUCAAGGACUUUCCCCAGCUAGCCGACGGUCUCAUGGUCAUCCCCUUACCAGUAGAGGAACAAUGUCGAGGGGUUUUGUCCGAGCCCCUGCCCAACCUGCAGCUCCUUACAGGGGAUGCUCAAUUCAGUGAGGCAGUGGGUUAUCCUAUGGUUCAACAAUGGAGAGUGCGCAGCAAUCUGUACAAAGUUAAACUCAGCUCCAUCACCUUGUCUACAGGCUUUUCUAAGGUGCUGAAGACACUGUCAGCGGAGAGCACACGUGAGGAGCUGCUGGCUUUUCUCCAGCAAUAUGGCAGCCACUACGUGUCUGAGGCCCUGUAUGGCUCUGAGCUCAGCUGCAGCAUCUACUUCCCCAGCAAGAAGGCCCAGCAGCAGCUCUGGCUGCAGUACCAGAAAGAGGCAACAAACCAGGGGGUUGGCGGAGGUGGGCGGCGUGAGCUGAAGUCAGUUCCCUUCAUCAGCUACCUGUCGGCCUUGCAGAAGAGCCAGCUGUUGUCUGACGACAUGGUAAAUGGUGUAGAGAUCCGCUGCGAGGAGAAGGGAAGCUGUCCAGCUGGCUGCCACCUGUGCCAUCACCAGGCCGUGAUGGGAGGAGUGUCAGGGAGAGGCCGCACCGGUAACAGCAGGAGUGGAGAGCAGCCUUCCCCAAUCCCUGUGCUGCUGGAAGUCAGCCGCGUGGUGCCCCUCUACAGCCUGGUCCAAGACAACGUCACCAAAGAGGCCUUCAAGAGUGCCACAAUGAGCUCAUACUGGUGUGCUGGAAAGGGCGAUGUCAUUGAUAACUGGUGUCGCUGUGACCUGAGUGCCUUCAGCAAAGAUGGCCUGCCUAACUGCAGUCCCCUCAGGCAGCCAAUUUUGCGCCUAGCCCCUUACCUGGAGCCCUCAAGCACAAUGGUGGCCCUGGAGUGGAAGGAUGUGGAGCCUCUGAUUGGCUGCAAAGUUUCCGACUACAUCAUCCAGCAUAAACGAGUGGAGGAUCCUUCGGAGGCCGAGGUCUACACAGGUGAAGUUCUGAGCAUGGUGGAUGAUCUCUUCGCUGGUUUGGGUUCAUCCUGUGUUGUUGCCGGGAAGAGAGCUGGAGACCAUCCUCACUCUAUGCUAUACUCGGUGGUCUUCAAGUGCCUGGAACCCGACAGUCUUUACAAGUUUACUCUCCAUGCAGUGGAUAGUCGAGGCAGCCACUCUGAGUCAAGCUUUGUCUCAGUACGGACAUCUUGUCCAAUGGUGGAUGACAGCCGAGCUGAAGAGAUUGCAGACAAGGUGUACAACUUGUACAAUGGCUACACCAGUGGGAAGGAGCAGCAGAUGGCCUACAACACACUGAUGGAGAUCCCUCCUCCACUGUUAUGUAGAGUCCAGCACCACUACAAUUCCCACUAUGAGAAAUUUGGAGACUUUGUCUGGCGUAGUGAAGAUGAGCUGGGCCCCAGAAAAGCCAACCUGAUACUACAUAGAGUGGAGAAGAUUAGCCACUACUGCCGGUCCCUACUGCGCAGCACCCACAUCCAGAGCCGCACCGACACCAUGGCGUAUGUCUACUGUCGGAGUGAAGAGGGCCGACCUCCUAGUAACACAUGGCAUGGCUCUUUACAUGAAAGUCGCACCACCUGCAUGGAAAAGCUAAUUUCUGUACAGCGUAACACAUACAGCAACACCAAACUCCGAUGAGACAGGAGUUUGUAGAUGGAGGCGGUGCGUUUUUGUUUGUUUAUUCCUGCAAAAUGACAUCAGUGAUUGAUGGACCUCGUCCCCCACUCUGCAGCAGGUGUCUCUCAAGUGACUGGUGGAUUUUGAAAACCAGGAGAGCCUAAAAAACCUCAGAAUUCACUGGACAUUGUGUUAGAGCUACCGAAAAACAUAUUUUUGUGUGGCCUACUUUUACUAUAAGACAGAGGAUAAAAAGAAAACCUCAAGCGAACAUAUUUCUCAACUGCAAAAUGCCAGUGAUCGCACAUAUCAAUGAGAAACUGCAGUGUGAACAUGUAAAAUAUAAUUCAGCCAAGAGAAAAACUGGUUGGCUAAAAUACUUUGAAUGUAAUGUUGUAGUUCCUUUUUCAGUGCUUUGAAGCUUACCUGGAACACUUAAAAGAGAGAAAAAAAGGACUAAUUCAAUAGCAUAACAUAUUUGCCUUUAAUACCUUUAUUUGAAAGGAGAAAAUGAAAUGUGUUAAAGCCAUUUGAAAAUCACUUUCUUGUUUUCAAGUUCCCAUUAAUUAAAAAAAAAUUAAAGCUUUUCUUCAUGAAUGUGAAAUAAGUCAGUGAGAAACUAUGUAGUUAGUCUUGUAUUACAUUUGAUAGAUUCAAUUGAAAGAGCAAGGCUUUUUGUGGUAACAGGAUUGACCAUUCGGCUACUAUUAGCCGAUGAAAUUAUGCAAAGACAGAGUGGGUGGCAUUCAAACAAAUCAUAUUCAUUCAUAGACAUUUAAUAUAGCACUGCUUUCAUUGCAUACAUCUAGGAAUCCUUUUGUCAUCAUCUUUUUUUAAAUACUAAAAUACCCC
Sander lucioperca (pikeperch) is the source of this 2867-nucleotide messenger RNA. RefSeq names its product astrotactin-2 (gene astn2). Bases 21 to 2036 code for a protein of 671 amino acids. Gene Ontology annotation, molecular function: protein binding. Gene Ontology annotation, biological process: neuron cell-cell adhesion; neuron migration. The record is from RefSeq and is a predicted model, not a curated record. Lineage: Eukaryota; Metazoa; Chordata; Actinopteri; Perciformes; Percidae. The transcript has 12 exons.